Cyprinodon variegatus (sheepshead minnow) is the source of this 2930-nucleotide messenger RNA. RefSeq names its product ankyrin repeat and SOCS box containing 1 (gene asb1). The coding region runs from base 152 to 1186 and encodes 344 amino acids. Gene Ontology annotation, molecular function: protein binding. Gene Ontology annotation, biological process: intracellular signal transduction; protein ubiquitination. Gene Ontology annotation, cellular component: ubiquitin ligase complex. The record is from RefSeq and is a predicted model, not a curated record. NCBI's taxonomy places the organism in Eukaryota, Metazoa, Chordata, Actinopteri, Cyprinodontiformes, Cyprinodontidae. The transcript is spliced from 5 exons.
CGAUUUGAGCCCGAUCCACCAUCAUUAACAGUCCUCUGUUUGUUUAUUCCAUCUUCCUUCUUUUCUCCCGCACUCUUGGUUUCUACGUUGCUCCCAUUUAGAGAGAUUAAAGUCAAAGCUUUGGGUUUGCUUGUGUAAAUAGUCCAGGAGCAUGGCGGACGGUUCAGAGCCGCCCAGUAUCCUUUUCCCCCCGCUCAUCACUGUGUCCGAUCUGCCCAGCACUCCUGCAGGUCGAAACCUAAAGGAAUGGCUCCAGGAGCAGUUUUGUGACAAACCUCUGGAGCAGGAUGACAUGCGGCUCCACAACGCAGCCUAUGUGGGCGACUUGGACACCCUGAGGAACCUGCUGCAGGAGGAUGGCUUCAGACGGCGUAUUAACGAGAAGUCAGUGUGGUGCUGCGGCUGUCUGCCCUGCACACCUCUGAGGAUCGCAGCCACGGCCGGACACGCCGCCUGCGUGGCCUACCUGAUUGCCCAGGGAGCCGAAGUGGACCUGGUUGAUGUCAAAGGUCAGACGGCCCUUUAUGUGGCAGUGGUUAAUGGUCACCUGGACUGCGUUAGGAUCCUUCUGGAAGCGGGAGCUGAUCCCAACGGGAGCCGCCACCACCGCAGUACCCCGCUGUACCACGCGGCACGGGUGGGGAGGGUGGACCUUCUCCAGGAACUCAUCAGGUUCAAUGCCGACGUUGACAUGGACCACCAGCUGGGCCCGCGGCUCCUCCUAAGCGCUCGAACCCUGAACACUCUGGUGGUGUGUCCUCUCUACAUCAGCGCUGCCUACCACCACCUGGAAUGUUUCCGCCUGCUGCUCCAAGCCGGAGCGCAGCCCGACUUCAACUACACGGGGCCCGUCUGCCAUGAGGCCCUGACCCGGGGCCUCGCCUCCUGCAUGCUGGACGCCGUGCUGCGACACGGCUGUGAAGUGAGCUUCGUCCACCUGCUGCUGGACCACGGGGCGGACCCGGCGCUCGUUCCCUGGGAGCAGGUGGAGCUGGAGGCGCCAAACCGAAGGAAGGUGGAUCCUGAGGCCCUCAGGGUGUUCCUGGAAGCAAAGAAAAACCCUCAUAGGCUCACGCAUUUGUGUCGCAUCAGGAUCCGCAGAGCAAUGGGCAAAAGUCGUCUAAACCACAUAGCUUCAUUACCGCUACCAGGACCUAUCAAGAACUUCCUGCUGCACCAAAACUGACCUCCAUCUCUUCUGCGGUCUAUGAAUGUGUUUGUACAAAUUAAUCCAUAUAGGGGUAAAAAGGAAUUUUAAAAAACUUAGUAAGUUCCAAAGACAAGUUUCUCUUUGCUUUUUACUGUUUAAAAAGAUAAACCAUUAUUUUCUAAAUGUUACAAGUUAUAAGUAAUGUAUUGACUUUGUGUCACUGUAAAGGUUAUUUCUUUUUUUAUGUUAUCAAAGGAGCCUUAGCCAUGUCUAAACUUGUGAAAACUCUGUCUUUUAACAAAUGUUUUCUUGUCACGUCCCAGUUCACAAAAAAAGUGUUGUGGCUCAAAUUCAGGUUUGGUGUAAAAAAACAAAACAAAACAAAAAAAAAACCACAGAAGGAAUUAGCUUGAACCGAGAUUAAAGCUCACGUUCAUAAAUGUAUGAUUGUGCUGAUCCAGCUCCUUAAGUUGUUCUUUUUCAUUCAUGCGAACCAGGACUUUAACCAAACAUCUAUUAGAUGUUUACAGAUGUCGUAUCUUUUCUAAAGUGUUGCGAGAGAGGACCAUAAUUUUUCAGCGUAAUAAAAAUUUGGCGAAUUAGUCGGCAAAAGGCUGCAGUUCUCCCAUAAAAUGAUAAUGCAAUGUUCCCAGUUAUAUUCCCCAAUGUUUAUAAAGCCUGAUGUUUAUAUUUCCAUGUUGAGAUAUAAAAUUAGUUUUGUUAUUUGCCACAAACUAAGACGUUUGUGUGUAUUAUGGUUGUACUUCUAGAGAUGAGGGUUUAUGGGAAUAACCUGCUUUUUAUUUUUCAUUUAGCUACUUUAGAAGAACACUUUAAGGUCAAAGUUCAGUAGGUACAUUAGUUUGUGGAUUGCUGUUCAGCAUGGUACUCUAGCAAAAAAGAAAUGUAAAAGCAAGGUUUCAUUUUCACCUAUUUAAAAAAAAAAGUGCAUCAACAAAAUGCAAUUGGGGUUUAAUUUCAAGCCACUUUCAUUCUCCUGCCUGUCAUCAUCAGUCACAGUCUAGCAUUAGUUUGUUGUGGUUUUGCUGUAAAGGGAAACUUAAUCUGCUUAUUUUGUGUCUUGGCACUCAAGAUGAAAAAAUAUUACUUUUAUGUUAUCUGUUGCUUAAAAGUGAUAACUGCCUGUGACUGAUGUAGUAUUUGUCUAAUUGUAUGUACCCAUGAGUGACCUUUGAACCUUGGUCUACUAUAAAUAUGCAUUGUUACUCAAACACUACAGCCAAGAGAAGAGAAACCAAACAUCAGCAUCUUCAGUCGCUCUUUCCGAGCUGCUGCAGUCUUCUGCCAGUUUUUAUUGCAGUUAUGAGUUUGCUCCACUAGAUGGCACUUCAUCCUCUACUAUUAUUCCUUUAUACAAAAAAAAAAAUGUUUCACCUUAAGUUGGUAUGCCUUCAUGAAUAAAAAAGCAAAUUAAAUGCAUUGGAUCCAUGCUAUAAAACAUGGGGAGAUGUUUACAUAAUAGACCUUAUUGUUACAUGUCAGAAUACCGGAUCUCAUAACCAAACUAUAACUGUGCUAAAAAUGUAUUAAAAGUUCUUUCUGUAUCACUGACCAUCUAUAAUUAUUGCUAGGAAUGUUUGUAACUUUGUACUUAUCAGCCAGAAAGCUGCCUUCUCUGGGAAUCGAACUUGUACGUCGUCUUCAGUGCAGAUCUGCUGCACAGCUACUAAUUCUCAAUAACUAUACGUUAAAUGUGGUGCAUGUGUAACUUGUCUUGCUCAGACAUUUGUCAUAUUUAUUUGCAAACAUUAAAUCUGUU